GUCAGGGGCCGAGCGGAGCGGGGUGCUGGAGAAAUCUUCCCGCAACAUUAGGUUGGAGAGCAGGCGGUUAUUUAACAUGGAAGAAGAUGAGUUCUUUGGAGAAAAAACAUUCCAGCAUUAUUGUGCAGAAUUCGUUAAACAUUCGCAACAGAUAGGUGAUGGUUGGGAAUGGAGAAUGUCAAAGGACUGUUCUGAUGGCUACAUGUGCAAAACACACUUUAAAAUAAAAAAUGGGACUGUGGUGUCACAUCCAGGAACAUCUGGCCAAGGACAGACAUGUCUUCCCUUGGAGGAGGCUUUAGAGCUACCCUCGGAUGAUUGUGAAGUGGCUGAGACUGCAGCGGCGUCUGAAGUGAUUAAAUAUGAGUAUCACGUCAUAUAUUCCUGCAGCUACCAAGUGCCUGUACUUUACUUUAGGGCAAGCUUUUUAGAUGGGAGACCUUUAGCUCUGAAGGACAUAUGGGAAGGAGUCCAUGAGUGCUAUAAGACGCGGCUGCUACAGGGACCAUGGGACACUAUCACCCAGCAGGAACAUCCGAUACUUGGGCAGCCCUUUUUUGUGCUUCAUCCCUGCAAGACGAAUGAAUUCAUGACUCCUGUAUUAAAGAAUUCUCAGAAAAUCAAUAGGAACGUCAACUACAUCACGUCAUGGCUGAGCAUUGUAGGGCCAGUUGUUGGGCUGAAUCUACCUCUGAGUUAUGCCAAGGCCACCUCUCAGGAUGAAUGAAAUGUUGAUUGCCAAAGAUUCUUCUAUUGAGCUUAGAAAUUGCAACAUGUAAGAAUGCCUGAAGUUUACCUGGCCAGCCCUGGUUUUAAUAAGACUAACACUAUGCAUUAUUUCAUCUCACCAAGAUUUGACUUGGAUUAUUCCUCCCUUAGAAGCAAAUGUCUGCAGCAACUGAUAUUUGAUGUAUUGAAUGUUUAGAAAAAACACUGCAAAGAUACAACUUACUAUAAACAGCAAAAAAUGAAUCUAAUUCAGUGAUACUAGAAAUACUGACAUGAUUAAGGCACUAACGGUCAUUCUUUUCUAGGCCAAGCACUUCCUUUCCCUUUUUCUGAUAUGGAGCUUGAUAGAGAAAUGUAUUUGUUUAUUCAUUUUAGUGUAAGGUGUAUGGAAAUUAAAAUACAGGAUUUACAUGUCCCUGAAAUCAGUGUUAUAAAUAUAACCUAUCUUACUCUCCCACAAUCAAACUCAGGAACAAUAGAUUAUUUCUGUUUUACUCCGUGUGUGUGUGUGUGUGUGUGUGUGUGUGUGUGUGUAUGUGUACAUAGAUAGAUAGAUACAGAAUAAAGAAAAAACAAUAAAUAUUUUAUUGUGAGAUAAUGUGUUUUUACAAGCAAAGUAUGGCAUAGUAACUAGAUAGGAAAUGAUUAAACGUUAAAAAUUCUUUUUACCUAUAGUAAUAAAACAAUUUGCCAUUUUGUCUCUCUUCUUGUCAAACCCACAACUGCUCUCUUCUACUAUCUGAAGGAUCUUGAGCAAAUCUUCAUGUCCCUGAGACUUACUUUGUUCACCUUUAAUUUGGGAAUAACAAGCUACGUCAUAGGGUUGCUGUGAGAACCACAUGAGAUUGUUAAUGCAUGAGAAAAUAUUGUAAAGUAUUAUGUUCCUUAAAUGCUCACCUUGCAUGUAAUUGUUAUUCACUCAGUCUGUAAAUAAGUUUAACAACCAGUAAGGUAUUAAGAUAAACUUAAUCUGGAAGAA
Messenger RNA from Lemur catta (Ring-tailed lemur), 1708 nucleotides. RefSeq names its product autophagy related 10 (gene ATG10). Gene Ontology annotation, biological process: protein modification by small protein conjugation; protein lipidation; macroautophagy. The transcript has 9 exons. Gene Ontology annotation, cellular component: intracellular anatomical structure. Bases 77 to 727 code for a protein of 216 amino acids. Gene Ontology annotation, molecular function: Atg12 transferase activity. NCBI's taxonomy places the organism in Eukaryota, Metazoa, Chordata, Mammalia, Primates, Lemuridae. The record is from RefSeq and is a predicted model, not a curated record.